GGUUGGAAUCGAUCAUCGAAUCGAUUCCGCACCAAACUUGUGACAAUCGAUUCUCGCCCUACGACUUUCCCACGCAUCCGUCGCUAGCCGUUCACGUUUGGCUCGUGAAGCAGCAUCAUCAGCAGCAGCAUCAACAACAACAUCAUCAGCAGCAGCAUCAUCAGCCUUGGUCCAGCCCAGCGAUUGGAGGACAGCCAAAGCGCAACAGCAGGAACGUUCCGUCACCCCCAACGCGUGCGACCACAACAGGAACAGCAACAGUCCGCUGUAGUAACGCGCAAAACUCCGUGCAUCGCAGGGAUUCCGGAUAUCGGGGAGUUGGUGCUCAAGUCAUCCGGAUAUCGGGGGGGAGGGGGGUGGAGCAUCUCACUCAUCCGCCGUCCCCUGACUCCAUCGAACCGACACGAGCAACAAAGAUCACCCGUGUACAGCCUUAGGUGCUCUUAGAUAGCAAGCGCUGUUAGUCAGCACAGACGUUCUCUGCAAACACACGCGGACGCGCGCACAAAACACACGUACGCACACGCUCGCGUGCAAAACACACGCACGCGUACACAAGCGCACGCACGCACGCAAACGCACAAACACGCACGCACAAACACACACGCACAAACACACACGCACAAACACGCACGCACAAACACGCACACACACACGCACAAACACGCACGCACGCGGCCACCCCGGGGCCCCGCAUGGCUGCCAGGGUCUGCUCCCCGUGCCUCUCGGCAGUGGCGGGCCGUGGCUGGGCCCAGCGCUCGGCCCACAGGGCCCUCCUGACUCUGCGGGCCUCCCUCGGCGUGACCCGCAAGGCCCUGUGCGAGACGGCGAAGUCCCGGGGGCAGAGGCACAGGCGGGAGAGGAGGCAGAUGACGGAGAAGCAGCUGGCGCGGUGGUUUGUGGAUGAGCGAACGGUGAAAGUCUCGGGGGGCCGCGGGGGCGACGGAAUGUGCGCCUUCCACAGCGAGCCCCGCAAGGAGUUUGGGGGUCCCGACGGUGGCAAUGGGGGAAGGGGGGGCGACGUCAUCAUGGUCGCGGACAGAAUGGUUCGCUCCCUGUCUGGGGUGUCCCGUCUCUACCGUGGACACGAUGGGACGUCGGGGGCCUCGGAUAAAUGCUUCGGACGCAAUGGCAAAGACAAGUUCCUCCACGUGCCGGUGGGCACCGUGGUGCGCGAGGCCGGCUCCUUGGUGGCCGACCUCAACGAGCAGGGGGAGGAGGUGGUGGUGGCGCGGGGGGGAGUUGGGGGGCGUGGGAACCACAGCUUCCUCACUAACGACAACCGGGCACCCACCACCGCGGAGAAGGGAACGGAGGGAGAAGAGAGGACCCUGAAACUGGAAAUCAGAACCAUGGCUCACUUUGGCCUGGUGGGUUUCCCGAAUGCUGGGAAGUCGUCCCUGCUGAGGGCUCUGACCAACGCUCGCCCGGCGGUGGGCGACUACCCCUUCACCACGCUCCACCCGCACGUCGGCAUCGUGGAAUACCGCGACUACACGCAGAUCGCCGUGGCCGACAUCCCCGGCAUCGUGGUGGGGGCGCACGUGGGCCGCGGCCUGGGCCUCUCCUUCCUGCGCCACGUGGAGCGCUGCCGGGCACUGCUCUGCGUCGUCGACCUGUCCGCCGCCGCCCCCGCCCGCCGCCUCUUCGAGCUCCGUCGCGAGCUCGCCCUCCACGAACCCUCGCUGGCGCUGGCUCCGCACGCCGUCGUCGGGGCCAAGCUCGACCUGCCGGGGGCCCGGGACGCGCUGACGCGGCUCGCCGACGAGCUGGCGGCGGACGAGGAGGGCGGCGGCGGCGGCGGCGCCGCCGCCGCCGCGGUCGUCGUCGGCGUGUCGGCGAAGACCGGGGAGAACGUGGGGCGCCUGGCCGCGUUCUUGAGGCGGGAGUUUGACGGCGCGGAGGAGGAGGAGUAGCAGCAGGGGGCGGGGGUGGGCACGCCGCGGGGACACGACGACAACCACCCCCCCCCCUCCCCGUGUAGCCUAAACAGACUGUUGGGGCAAGUGGCUGUUAGCGAGCGGCGCCUACGAAGGCCGGCACGGCACAAGAGGGGGGUGGGUGGCCAGCGCCACGCGCGGCCGCGCUUUGCCUCACCAGCGGCGAUGUUUACUACGCACCGCACGCACACCUACACGCAUACGCACGCAACUACGCACGC
This is a messenger RNA of Petromyzon marinus (sea lamprey), 2161 nucleotides long. Lineage: Eukaryota; Metazoa; Chordata; Hyperoartia; Petromyzontiformes; Petromyzontidae. The record is from RefSeq and is a predicted model, not a curated record.